Hypomesus transpacificus is the source of this 748-nucleotide messenger RNA. Its product is annotated as neuronal acetylcholine receptor subunit beta-2. Gene Ontology annotation, molecular function: transmembrane signaling receptor activity; neurotransmitter receptor activity; extracellular ligand-gated monoatomic ion channel activity. The transcript is spliced from 4 exons. Gene Ontology annotation, biological process: signal transduction; nervous system process; monoatomic ion transmembrane transport. The record is from RefSeq and is a predicted model, not a curated record. NCBI's taxonomy places the organism in Eukaryota, Metazoa, Chordata, Actinopteri, Osmeriformes, Osmeridae. The annotation marks the transcript as partial. Gene Ontology annotation, cellular component: membrane; neuron projection; synapse.
UUGGUAACAAAACAUCCUAUAAAACCUUUCUGAAAAGAUGUAACCAUUACUCUACUCAUUUAUUUGUCAUCGAUGGGAAGAAAUAGCCUAUACAUACUAUAUUAUGUGACUGAAAACUAGGGUUGCCUACUGGUUAGUUAAAGAAGCCUCGGAGGUACAGCUCUCCUCCUCCCCCUCCCUCUAUCGUCGCAUCGCUCAGCACAACACGGACAGUCAACACCGCUUGGUUCGGCAGCAUACCUGGAUCCGCCAAGAAUCUUUCUCUGCCUACUGGAGAAUUAUGUCUGGAACCAGAAGAUCUGACGUCACUAUGUUAAGUACCGAGUGAAGAUUUGAUAACGGAAUUUAACGGGAAAGAACACUGCGUGUGUUCGAGGCGGUCGCCAAUCGCCACCCGAGCGAGCACCUUUAGGUUCGGAGCGCAGACGCACGCACCCAUCACAGGAGCGAUGAGAGCUUGGACGUUGCCGCUAUGCCUCUUCGCCAUUGUGAGAGUCAGCCUUGGGGCGGACACCGAGGAGCGGUUGGUGGAGCAUCUGUUAAACCCCGCCCACUAUAACAAGCUGAUCCGACCGGCUACCAAUGGCUCUGAGUUGGUGACCGUCCAACUUAUGGUUUCAUUAGCUCAGCUUAUCAGCGUGCAUGAGAGAGAGCAGAUCAUGACCACCAACGUCUGGUUGACACAGGAGUGGCAGGACUAUCGUCUGACGUGGGCCCCGGAGGACUUUGAUGGAAUGCUGAAGGUCAG